CUGCCAUUCUUAAUAAUAUCUUACUGCUAGCCACGGAUAUUUACCCAUUGUCUGCAUUUGCUUCGUUUGCGUCAUCCUCAAAUCUCUCUGGGCUCACCUGCAUUGACAGAGUACGCCCGGGCGUGUUCGACGAGACCGGAACAAUUUUGCCCGACUGCCGACACUAAUUGGGCAACUGACCUCACGAACAGCAGCUGCCAUCGCUCAACUUUCCGGGUGACGGCGCGCAACAUCCCGUCUUUGAUUCCACAACAACACCGCAUUAUGGCAUCCGACGAACCGCCUAAUCCCAUGGCCGAGUCCGGGGUCACAAUCCGGUCAGACAGCGAGCAGUACUCGGGUCACGAUGAGCUGUCGGUCUCGCCUCCGCAGUCCUCCUCCCCAGCCGUCGUUCUCUACCAGCCACCUACCAUUUGGUCCAUCCUCCGCGGUGCCGCAAUCAACCUACUGCUACCGUUUAUCAAUGGCAUGAUGCUUGGCUUUGGUGAGCUGUUUGCACACGAGGCCGCAUUCAGGUUAGGGUGGAGCAAUACCAGGGUACGUCAUGCUCUCUGCCGCACGAAACGGCGCACCAGGUUAGAAAGACUGACGUAUUGUAGGUAUUCCCUCUCUCGAGGCGGCAAGCGCAUCCUAUCGGUCCUGGUAUUGCCGAAGCCUCCAAACCGACAUCUUGCCCGACAAUUCGGCACAGCAUUGCGCACCAACAACGGUACUACACUACUUGGCGCACGGACGAAAUGGCGGGUAAGAAGUCCGUUUGUCUUCGCCGUCGCCUCUCAGCCCGUACUGUCCUCCCUCCGGCAAGCCCGCAAUGCAUCGACUCAGACGCCGGUACCGCCCGCUGCCCCUCCGGCCGACGCCUCAACACUCGCAGAUGUCACGGCGACCCCCGUCGAGCUGUCCGGAAGCGAUCUCCUUGAUAUCCCUGAGCAGAUUGGCUUUCUGAAGACCCUUGGCUUAGACUAUGGCUGGGGUCCAACCUCGCUCAUGCAGACGAUCCUCGAGUCCGUCUACGUCUACACCGGUCUGCCCUGGUGGGCUUCCAUCACCUUGGUGGCCGUUGGCCUCAGGCUUGCCCUCUUCAAGCCGGUCAUGGAUGCCCAGGAGAACCAGCUGAGGUAUCAAGAGCUACAGAAGGACCCGCAAUACAAGGCCGCCAUGGAGCAAAUGAAGCGCACCAUGGUUAGCGGCAACCACCUGGCCGGCGCUGAGGCGCGGGCCAGGAUCGGAAUGAUGAACCGAGAGGCUGGUUAUUCCUUCAGGAAAGCCUUGAUCCCAAUGCUGCAGAUCCCCCUCGGCUACGGCGUGUUUCGUCUGAUCGGGGGCAUGGCGAAGCUUCCGGUGCCGUCGUUUGAAACCGGUGGAGUUUUGUGGUUUACGGACCUCACCGCGCCUGACCCGUUGUUCAUUUUGCCCAUCCUCACGGGUGUUAUCAUUACUAUGGGCAUGAGGAUUCCUCUCCCCUACAUGUCUGGUCAGCAACAGAAGACAAUGAAGAUCAUGAGCCUUGUGGUCCUCCCGAUUACGGGAGUGGUUUCUCUCUUUCUCCCGGCGGGCACGACCUUCUACUUCUUUGUGUCGUCCUUUUUACAUCUCGCGCAAACAUGGUUAAUGCACCAGUCCUGGUUCAGGCGAUUGCUCGGGUUGAAGCAGCUACAACAACCGGUCGACCCAGGCCAGCCUUCCUGGCAAGCACCGCGGGUCGUGGAUCUGAGUGCCCCGAGAGUCUCGCCAGCAGGCCAGGCUGCCGCCGUUGCCAGUUCCGAGACCAUUUUCGCAAGCCUUAAAUCCACGCUGAAGGAUGCCAAGGAGACGUUCGAGGAGCGUACGGAUCGGGGCACGAAGGAACGCGCCCAGAAGGCCGCUCGCGAGUACGAAGAGAAGCGGGCGCUCGAAGAGAAGGAGAGACUUGUUGCGCGCCUGCAACAGAAGCGGCUGAAGGAUGACCGUUACGAAUGAAGGACGAUCUGUGGCAUCACAUGAUGCAUCGAGAGUCACGUCCUCACGGAGUCACAGAGGCCGGCAUCGACACCGCAGCUGACAAGAUGGAAGCUGCUGUUGCCACUCAACUGUACAUUACACCACAUCCCACUGCGUCUACCUUCCCCAUUGCUCGCUCCGACAACCUCGAUCGACCCACUGGCUUCAGGCGACUAGCAUGUCAAGGCACAAGUAGCACCAGGGUGGCCAGUACAACUGCAGAUCGUUCGCAUGGCGAAAUGGUGUGGCUUUGUGAUGUCAGCCAAAGCAUGUCUGUCUUGUGGUCAUUUUGGAGUUCCAGGAGGGGCAGUGGUGAGCACGCCAUCCUCCCCUGCCAAAAGCAGCGCUUGGAGUGGACGCUGCCAAGCCUGCUUUGUCUGAUUGGACAGCCGAGAUGGGAGGUUGACUGCCGUACGACGGUUAGGAUCGCAGCAGGCGGGCUAUGUGGUUCUAGAUAUUUAAUCCGUCGUCAU
This is a messenger RNA of Chaetomium strumarium, 2453 nucleotides long. RefSeq names its product 60Kd inner membrane protein-domain-containing protein. The transcript is spliced from 4 exons. Lineage: Eukaryota; Fungi; Ascomycota; Sordariomycetes; Sordariales; Chaetomiaceae. Gene Ontology annotation, molecular function: membrane insertase activity. Bases 265 to 1959 code for a protein of 564 amino acids. Gene Ontology annotation, cellular component: mitochondrial inner membrane; mitochondrial outer membrane. Gene Ontology annotation, biological process: protein insertion into mitochondrial inner membrane from matrix. The record is from RefSeq and is a predicted model, not a curated record.